AUGGGCGACCAAGCUAUUCCCGAGUUCUCAUCCUCUCUUGUCCUUCCCACUUUCAAUGAGCCUCUCAAGCUCGAGAGGACUCCACUCCCCAAGACGCCCCCUUCCGGGUCGGUCAUUGUUCGUGUCCUCAGCACUCCCGUGCGCCCUCACCAACGCGAAGGCUUCAAAGGAAACAGUCCUCUUUCCUUUAAGCCCCCAUACAACCCGGGCGAUGGUGGUGUUGGUCGCAUCAUAUCCGUCGGGCCUGAUGCUGUUGCACUCAAACCUGGCCAGCUCGUGUAUAUGAACAACUUCGUCACUGCAAGAGAUGAUCCCAGUAUCCGAGUUCUGCUCGGUAUCCAUGACGGUGGUGGCCCUGAGGCCGACCUGAAGCUGUUCAACCUCUGGAAAGGCUUCUGGAGGGAUAUCGCAAUUGUUCCAACAGAGAAUGUCAUCCCUCUGAAUGAGAAGAUACUGGUGAGCGAGAUGGGUUACUCUUAUGGAGACCUUACCUACAUCCAGCGCCUCUCAGUCGCAUAUGGUGGUAUCAAAGCCUCUGGUCUCCAGGCUGGUGAGACUGUCAUCGUGGCCCCAGCUACAGGACACUUUUCGGGUGCAGUAGUCGAGUUGGCUGCCCAGAUCGGCUGUCGCGUGAUUGCACUUUCGCGCUCAGCAUCUAAGCUGAAGCCUCUCACGUCUCGCUAUCAUCGUGUCACAGCUGUUGAGCUCACUGGAGAUGAAAAGAAGGAUACCAAGGCCAUUGGCGCACUUGUGCCGGGAGGCGUUGAUGCCUACAUCGACGUUUCUCCGCCUGCAGCAACAGCUUCACAUCAGCACCUCAACAUCUCCAUUAACUCACUGGCAUCCUUUGGCCGUGUGGUCUUUCUAGGUAUGAUGUUUGAUAUCAAGAUCAACUAUGCUAGCCUCAUGGUUCGUAACAUUACAAUCAAGGCGCAAUUUAUGUAUACGCGCCAGGAGUUGGUGUCUUUGGUCAAGAUGAUUGAGACGGGAGUCCUCAAACUUGGCAAGGAAGCUGGGCAUGAGAUUGUUGAGAGAGGAUUCUCUAUGGAUGAAUGGGAGAAGGCAGUCAACAUUGCGGAAACGGCUACGGGUUGGGGUCAGCAGGUUUUACUCUAUCCCUAG
This is a messenger RNA of Fusarium redolens, 1122 nucleotides long. RefSeq lists its product as uncharacterized. Gene Ontology annotation, cellular component: mitochondrion. The coding region runs from base 1 to 1122 and encodes 373 amino acids. Gene Ontology annotation, molecular function: oxidoreductase activity. The record is from RefSeq and is a predicted model, not a curated record. Lineage: Eukaryota; Fungi; Ascomycota; Sordariomycetes; Hypocreales; Nectriaceae. The transcript has a single exon.